UCUUUUUGUCUCAAUCUAAAUUAAUUGUUUACCAUUUUUGAUUGAUUAAUUUAAUUUCUUCCGGUUUACUGCUUGUUAUACAUGUAUUUAUAUAUUUGUGAUUUAUGUCUUUCAUGAGUGAUGGUUAGCUUCAUUGAAAGAAAGGCGAGAUGGCCUGGUGGCAAGAUAUCGGUAUUUUUUACUCUCAUCUGCAAGAUCAUCUCAAUCCCAGUCUUGUGUUUACCAUAUUAAUUUUAGAAACUGUAUCAUCAUCAACAUCAUCACAACCAACAUUAUAAUCAACAUCAUCAUCACUUUUUAAUCUCUUGAUCAACCUCAUGUUUCAGGAAAAUCGAAUCUUUUUGAAUGAUGAACAAGAAACAAGUCAACAUCUGAUUUCUUUAAUACAAGUGAAACAAAAAUUUCCUUUUGUACAUAACAGUGUUUAACAAUUGAAAUGCAACUUCAGGUUAACCUGAGCCGGAGCAAGAAAAAAAUGGAUCCAACAAUUUGAUAAAUUAUCGAUGGGUUUAACUACAAUUAAAAAUAACAAUCAACUAAUCAAGAAAUUAUCCCAUAAGAAAAUGGUUUCAAAUGGAUUUACCAGAAGAGAAAAAAUUGCAACAAGUUGCUUCAAAAUUUCGGAAAAGUGAUCUAUUUCAACGUAUUAUUGGAAAUUUGUUAAUUCACUGAUUCACUGGAUAACAAUAACCAAACCAACAAUUAACCAGGAAAACGAAACUAAAUUCACAAGGAACCAUGAAAAUGAUAAUAGUUGCUUUAUUUGUGGCAGUCACUUUCUGCUCAUCAUCAGCUACAACAGCUUCAUCCGCAUCUUCAACGGAAAAAUUGGCCACUGCCGCUGAUUCCUCCUACGGAUCCCGUUCAUAUGAGCCCGCUGGUUAUAAAUCAGCAGUUGUUGGAACCAGCUACUCGAUUGGCUCUUCAUCUGCAUCACCUGCGUCCUCCUCUUCCUACUCUAGUCCACCAUCUUCAUCAUCCGACUCGGAACCCUACAUAAUCACCUCUCGUCGCAACUAUCCAGAUGAACCCGAUGUAGUAAAGGGUCGAUAUGCAGCUCCAGCUCCAUCCGCAGCAUCAGCACCACCACCACCACCACCCGACUCUUACUAUCCACCAACACCUAAAAAGUAUUAUCCAUCCGAGUAUGAGAAGCCAAGUGCCUACGGUUACGGUCCAUCGUCAUCACCCUCAUACUACAAGCCAGCUUCAACCUAUGAGCAAGACUAUGUCCCAUCAUCCAAGCCUGCUUACAAUGAUGAAUACACUAAACCCUCUUACGGUCCUUCACCCAAAUCCUAUUCCUACUCAGGCUGGAAACCCUCUUACCCAUCAACUAGUUCAUCUUACACACCAAGCUCCUACGAUUAUCCUAAACAUUAUCCAAAAUACUCUUCCUACUCUUCCUACUCUUCACCCUCCUCUGCCUCCUAUGAAGACGGCUAUCGAUCAGGUUACUCCGGUUAUGCUAAACCCUCUUCCUACCCUUCCUCACGAAGCUACAAGUACCCUGCACCAACAUCAAGCUCAUACGCACCCAAACCUACCAGUUACACUGCCCCUGCAUCACCCUAUGGUUACGGAGUUCCCUCAUCUUACGGAUCCUCAACAUCUUCAUACUCACCUGAACCUGCAUCAUACGGUCCAUCAUCCCAAUCUUCAUAUGAAACUGAUAGACGACCCUAUGGACGAUCCUAUGAUAGAUACUAUCCCGCUUCAGCUCCUUCAUACGGUUCCGAUGAACGUUAUGAAUCACCUCGAUCAUCUUACGGACGAUACUAGAAGUUGACUUUUCCUGUUUUUCAUUCCAAAUAAACACUUUUUUUGCGACAAAAUCCAUCAUCCAUUACAAACCUCAUUGUCCAUCACCAUCAUCACCUCAACUCUUUUUUUUCAUUUACUUUUAAUAUUUAAUCAGCAUCACCUCCACCAUCACCAUCAUCAUCUCAUCUUCAUCAAGUGUAGAUACAAAAAAAACAAAAUUAAGAUUAUUCCAAAUCUUCAUGACAAUCAUCAUUUGUAUACUCUAAAAGUCAUCAUUUUGUUAACCUUUUUUUGUUCAAGCAAACCUUUU
This is a messenger RNA of Tetranychus urticae (two-spotted spider mite), 2074 nucleotides long. RefSeq lists its product as uncharacterized. NCBI's taxonomy places the organism in Eukaryota, Metazoa, Arthropoda, Arachnida, Trombidiformes, Tetranychidae. The record is from RefSeq and is a predicted model, not a curated record.